AUGGCACCCAAGAAGAAGGAAGCCUCUGCGGCAGACGUCCUGCAAGACGGCCCCGAAGAAGAGGAGGAAGCCGGUCCUGGCAAGGUGGUGAUCCAGAUCUCCGCCGACGGGGUCCAGAACCUCCCAAGGGAGCUGCAGACACUCCUUGGUUUCAGUGGCUUCUGCAAAGAGUUCCGGACUGGGGCUUCGUCCGAGUCCGGCUGGGAGUUUUCCAAGGAUGCCGUCAUCAGAUUGCAGAACCAGGACCUGUACAACGACAUUGUGCAGAGACCCUUGGUCCUCUCGGUUCGAGACGCCGCCGCCGAAAACGCCCUCAUAGGCUCCGCGGAGUUGAGCCUGGUCCCCUUGUUGCACAGCGUGACGGAGGUGACGGCCCAAGUGGAGCUCAAGCUGGAACCCGAGUACUACGCCAAGUGGUGGAAAGAUGACGAGGCAGACGACCCCAAGGCCAAGAAGGACAAAAAGGCCCCGCCGCCCACGGAAACGCCAAAGGAGCGCGAGCCGCUCUUCGAGGGCGAGACUCCGCCUGUGACGGUCCUUUCUGUGACCAUCCGGGCUGACAUGUUGAUAGGUCCCGAAGAGGACAGGGAUUGCUGGACAACGCUGACUAUGGAUGUGGCAGGCAUCUUCGCCCUUCCAGAAAGCCUGACGACACUCGGAGUUUCCAGUCCAGACGACUUUCAGGCGCAUCCCAUGAACUAUCAGGGCAUGCUGCUCGGGGAGUCACUGGGCGAGGGUGCUCUGACGAAAGCCGCCGAGGUUAAGCAAGAGGAGGAAGCGGAGGUGCCGUGGGAAGAGGAGCAACGGCGCUUUUCGCCAUCUCUUCGCUUUCGGAACGGGCAAAUGAUUCGGUACAGGGGGCGACGCUUCAUCGAGGAAUUCAGGAGCAUGCUGAGCAAUUCCGGUGGCGUCUUCAUGAACUUGGAGCUGGAGGAGAAGGCGCCGGCGGACCCCAAGAAGCCGAAUCCGCCAGAAGCAGCGGAACUGGCCAGGUCCUGCUCUGGCUGCGCCUGGCUGGAUCUGCGUAGCCUCAUCGCCCCCGGGGCUCUCCGAGUGGAGUCCACUUGCGCCCUCGAAGGCUCGGACUUGCUCCAGAGUGCCGGCACUUUCCUGAGCCUGUCGCUGGAGUUGAGUUUCGAUGUGACCCCAGCUGAGAGCGAGGACAUGAAGGUCCAUCCCAGCAGCCUGCUACCCCAUCGGAAAGAUAGUCCGAGCAAGUUUUCUGGGUCGGAUGGUGCAGCCACGUCUUUUCAUGAGGCUGUCCAAUGGGGCUGCGAGGCGAUCUUCAGAGACUGCCCGAAGCUUGGCAGCGUGGAAGAGGCCGUGGCACAGCUCAAAGAGGUCAACAGCUAUGAGGAUGUAAAGCAGCAUCUUCGGGAGUCGAUUAUCUGCGUGUUUCGAGAACGACUGCGCAAGGAGAGCUCUGCAGUCCCGGGACGGCCUUUGAGAGGAAAAGCAAGAGAAGACUUCAUCUCGAACGCGUAUUCCUAUUUGCAGCUGACUGCAGCAGAAGUGCUGGCCAAGCUGUACCCGGCGCCCGAUGCUAAAGAUGAAGCCGACAGGUUGGCAAGACUCGCAUACGAGGCGGAACUGGUCGGCAAGUGGGAUCGUGCUGCAGCUCUGUUGCAGAAUCGCUUCCUUCUCCCGGAGCUCGGCCUGCGCGAGGACCCUUCUGAGUGGGUGGCCUUCGCCAAGUUCUGUGCAAGGAGACGGGGCCGGCAGGCUGCGGCCGAGGAGGCCCUCUGCCAGGCGGCCAAGCUGAUGGGAUCUGGCAGAGAAGCGUCUCCCGAGCUCCAGCUCGAGGUGGAGCUCUUCCUCGGCUGCCUCGUUCUGGAGCGGGGCCGGUAUGAGGAGGCAAUUGCGACCUUUCAGGCGAAGCUCGACAAGGAUGUUGCGAAUCCAAUGUUUCGGUUCCUGCUGGGGCUUGCGCUCUUCGUGCGAUGCAGAUUUGAUGAGGGCCUUGCCUACCUCGAAUCUUCCGGAAAGCCUCGCGAAUGGUUCAAGGGCCUUCCUGAUGAAGCGGCCAUCGUCAACAAGCUCAAGGCCUUUCGGAAGACAGAUGGACCCCCCAAUCUUCUGCAGCUGGCGGGCUUCUUGGAGCAGCUCCUGAGCUUCGGGCUCCCGAGUCUGGUCUUCACCUUCCUAGAUCAAACUGGCUUGCUGCCUCAGGAGUGCCUGGCUAGCGAGAGCAUGGUGCUGAUUGAUGCCAAGGCCUUGGCUCUGGACCGUGACUGGCAUGGGGCCGUCGCACGCAUCCAGCCGCUGCUCUCGGAAGCUACCUACGAGGUGUGCAAGCUGGCCGGGGAAUGCUACGUUCAGCUGCAGGACUUUGACAAAGCGCUGCAGGUCUUGCAGGCAGCACUUGCCUUCGACGACAGGGACGAAGACCCAGCGCUGUACAUCAGAUUAGGCUCCGUGCUGCUCGUGAAGAAGCGUUGGAACCAGGCUCGCGACGCGUUCCUCCGAUCCAUCCAGGCCAAGUCGACGGCAGAGGCAUGGAGUGGCGUGGCCUACGCCGAGUUCCGCUCAGACCAACUGUCGAGCUGUUACGAGGCUCUCUGUGAGGCGAAUCUCCUCGACACCGAGCGAACGGACGUCUGGGCCCUCCUCUGCCUGGUACAUCUCCGAAAUGAGAACUGGGAUGCGGCGGAUCACGUGUGCAGGCAAUGUCUCAGCCUUGAGCCAGAGACGGAGCUGCUCCUGGAGGUCGCGACUGAGCUGCAGCGCAAGGAGAGGCAGAUGUCUUUGGCCGAGGCCUGCGCCAGACGAGCUUUGGAAAGCAAGGACACGGGCCAGGGCCACAGCGUGCUGGCGGACGUGCUGGCACAAAUGGGCAAGGCCGAGGCAUCGGUGCUGGAAGCGCAGGUGGCCCUGAAGAUGCUCGCAGAUCAGCCAGACCUGCGUAAGGUGAUUUUCUCCAAGGCCUUGAAGCUCUGCCAGGAGCUGGAGGACGCACCUUUGACAGAGGCCCUGCACGCCUGCCAAAAGCUGGCAGAUGAGCAGGCGAAGCAGCCGGCGGCAUAG
This is a messenger RNA of Symbiodinium sp. CCMP2456, 3024 nucleotides long. Lineage: Eukaryota; Dinophyceae; Suessiales; Symbiodiniaceae. The record is from the annotation of a GenBank genome assembly.